Molecule: messenger RNA, 1332 nt
Organism: Aspergillus fumigatus Af293
Lineage: Eukaryota; Fungi; Ascomycota; Eurotiomycetes; Eurotiales; Aspergillaceae
Product: putative ornithine decarboxylase
Exons: 3
Coding region: 1-1332 (443 amino acids)
Cellular component (GO): cytoplasm
Molecular function (GO): ornithine decarboxylase activity
Source: RefSeq, a predicted model, not a curated record
AUGUCUACUCCAUCAGAUUUGGGUUUGUCCUCAGCUACAACCUUUCCUUAUUCCGUGGCCGUAGCGGUACAAAAUCACUUGAAAGACCAUGGCAAAGAUCGACAAUCAUUCUUUGUUGGAAACCUUGAUUCCGUUCUUGAUAGGUUGGAGGAAUGGAGGAGAGAGCUGCCGUUUGUCCAGCCCUUUUAUGCGGUCAAGUGCAAUGACAACAAAACAUUGUUGACUCUGUUGUCGAGAGCCGGGACCGGGUUUGAUUGUGCCUCGAAGAAAGAGAUGCAGCAGAUCCUCCAGCUUGGCGUCAAUCCCGAGAGAAUCAUCUUUGCUGCCCCUCGGAAGGCAGAAGACUACAUUAAUUACGCCCACGAGCAUGGAAUUGACAAAAUAGUGGUCGAUAGUGAGGAUGAAUUGCGAAAAUUGGCGGAGAUUGUUCCUUCAGCAAUGAUUUUCUUGCGGUUACGGGCAGACGACCCAACCUCCCGAGUGCGUCUUUCGGAGAAGUUUGGGUCGGAUCUCCUCGAGGCUAGGGGUAUAUUGCAAGUGGCCGUCGACUUGUCAGUCAAAGUUACUGGUAUCUGCUUUCAUGUGGGAUCGGCUGCUUUGGAUCCAGGAGCCUACGUAAGAGCUAUCGCAAUGGCCCGGGAAGUCUACGACUAUAACGAGACUCUGUCCAGCAAGCACCCCAUUUUAAUAAUUGACAUAGGAGGCGGAUUCACUGAAUCCAAUUUUCGACUCCUUGCGCCCGCCGUCCGAUCUGCUGCUGAUAUGUAUUUUGGCGGAGAAACGGGCAUUCAGUGGGUUGCAGAACCAGGGCGGUUCAUCGUCAGCGAAGCUUUCUAUCUAGUUUGUCGCGUGCUUGGAACUCGGAAACGUCUGGUGGAAUAUGUCGACGGCCCUAACCAAAACCAUUAUUUCCAUGCGGAGUUAUUUGUGAAUGAUGGGAUCUACCAAAACUUUCUCAAUGCGCUUGUCGAAGGAUAUAUUCCGACGCCAGUCCCUCUUGACCCCAGCGGGCGCCCAUAUGGGCUGCCGGAGAGGGAGGAUAAAUCAUACUCAUAUACCGUCUGGGGCCAGACCUGUUGCGGCGCAGACAAAAUCAAGUCCAACUGUCGUCUACGUUGUGAAAUGCAGGCAGGGGAUCUGCUUUGUUUUCCAUCGAUGGGAGCGUACACCCAUGUCACUGCCAGUGGCUUUAAUGGGUUUACUGCGAGAGCAAUGACGGUCUGGACAUCCUCUGUUCGAGGACGCGAGAAGCUGAAGGAAGCAAAUCGAGUAGGAUCCUGGUGGAAUCCGCUCAGUCACGGGGAAUCGGAGCUUUUGGUGCGACGAGGCUGA